Molecule: messenger RNA, 660 nt
Organism: Schizophyllum commune H4-8
Lineage: Eukaryota; Fungi; Basidiomycota; Agaricomycetes; Agaricales; Schizophyllaceae
Product: glutathione S-transferase
Exons: 5
Coding region: 1-660 (219 amino acids)
Cellular component (GO): cytoplasm
Molecular function (GO): glutathione transferase activity; glutathione binding
Source: RefSeq, a predicted model, not a curated record
AUGGUCCUCAAGCUGUACGGCGCUGACUUAUCUACCACCACCCCGAUGGUGGCCCUCGUGCUGCACGAGCUCAACGUACCCUUUGAGUACCAUCCAGUCGAUAUGAUGAAGGGCGAGCAUAAGGCGCCCGAAUAUGUGGAGAAGCAGCCAUUCGGCUGCGUCCCCUACAUCGACGACGAUGGCUUCGUCAUGUUCGAGAGCCGUGCCAUCUGCCGCUACCUUUGCCGUAAAUACGCCGAUCGCGGCGGGCGGGAGCUCUUCCCAUUCGACGACUUGGUGGCCUUCGCACGCGUUGAGCAGGGCAUGUCAAUCGAGACGACUGUUUUUGACCGAGCUGUGAUAGCCAUGUUUGUGGAGAGGGUGUACAAACCAAUGAAGGGGUUGCAGGGCAGCGAAGAAGCCUACAAAGAGGCGGAGGCGCUGUUCGGUCAGAAGCUCGAUGCGUAUGAGAAGAUCCUGGCCAAGCAGAAAUUCAUGGGUGGUGAUACGUUCACACUUGCGGAUCUUUUCCACAUUCCGUAUGCAACGCGUCUGAAGCCUCGGGUCAACUGCGACUUCAUGGAGUCGGGCAGGCCGAACGUGGCAAGGUGGUACAAGGAUAUUACGUCGCGACCAUCGUGGUUAGCAAACAAGGAUGGUGUGAAGGCGAUCUCUCCGUAA